GUCUGUUGUGACUGAACCAUACCCUAUCACACCAUGUCUGCCGCAUCUGAGCGCUCCAGCGUCGAGUCGACGCUCACCUCUGCCAUCCAGCAGCUCGAGCGCGAGUCGGCCCUCAAGAAGACUAUCCGCGAGUCGACCGAGCCCGUCGAGGACAUUGUGCGCACCUCGACCGCCGAGCUGAACCACCUGCACUCGUCGCCUGCGGCCAAGCACGAGGCCAUCGCGACCAAGGCGCUCGAGACCAUCGCGACGGCGCACCCGCACUGGGUCGCCAUUGCCGCCCUCAUCCCCAAGGGCGAGUUCUACCGAUACCAGUUCGCCGUCGCGCCGCUCCUCAAGUCGCUCGUGACCAACAUCGCCCUCGCGCGCUUCAUCCUCCACGACGAGCUCGUGCCGGCCUUCACCGCCGCGUCGCUCAUGGGCCUCCAGGGCGAGGAUAUUGGCGAGCUCCAGCUCACCUCGGACGAGUACCUCCAGGGCGUGAUCGGCAUGGUCAACGAGCUGCCCCGCUUGUCGGUCAACUCGGUGACGGCGCAGAGCUUCGCCCUGCCCGGAAGGAUAGCGAGCUUUGUCAACGACAUCUUUGCGAGCUACUCGAUGCUCAACCUCCGCAACGACGCCCUCCGCCGCAAGUUUGACUCCCUCAAGUACGACCUCAAGCGCUGCGAGGACGUCGUGUACGACCUUACGCUGCGCGGCCUUGGGCCCGCGACGACCGCUUAGAGAGAGCUGUAACAUUAGAAUGGCAUGACGAUGCAUCGCUGGGCAUGUGGCGCGGGA
This is a messenger RNA of Vanrija pseudolonga, 780 nucleotides long. RefSeq names its product Translin (gene Tsn). Gene Ontology annotation, molecular function: sequence-specific DNA binding; RNA binding; single-stranded DNA binding. Gene Ontology annotation, cellular component: nucleus; cytoplasm. The transcript is spliced from 7 exons. The record is from RefSeq and is a predicted model, not a curated record. Gene Ontology annotation, biological process: RNA metabolic process. Bases 34 to 723 code for a protein of 229 amino acids. NCBI's taxonomy places the organism in Eukaryota, Fungi, Basidiomycota, Tremellomycetes, Trichosporonales, Trichosporonaceae.